Molecule: messenger RNA, 2839 nt
Organism: Diabrotica virgifera virgifera (western corn rootworm)
Lineage: Eukaryota; Metazoa; Arthropoda; Insecta; Coleoptera; Chrysomelidae
Product: putative inorganic phosphate cotransporter
Exons: 9
Coding region: 621-2075 (484 amino acids)
Biological process (GO): transmembrane transport; monoatomic anion transport
Cellular component (GO): plasma membrane
Molecular function (GO): transmembrane transporter activity
Source: RefSeq, a predicted model, not a curated record
UUUUUUUUUGUUUUAACAUUUUUUAAAAAUCUUUUUAUUUUCAUUUUUUCUACUCUUUGUUUAACUCGAUUAUAAAUUUUUAUUAAGAUUCUUUAAUUUGUUUAAUUUUUAUCACACUUUUUUCAGGAGUAAAAAGGUACACAAACAAUCCUUCCAUUCUUGUUAAAAUGUUUUUUAUUUUAAUAAAUACAGUAAAAGUCAUCGAGAUAUAUUUUGGCAUUAAAAUAUUUAACAAAAACAAAAAUAACCACUAAAAUAUUAAACCCGUCUGUCAGGCGGUUAGUUAGUGUUUACGUCAUUGAUUUAAGAUGUUAGUACUUAAGGGUUAAUGUAAGUACACAAUUUAGACUUGUAAGAUUCCUCAACUAAUUCUUUAUUAUUCUUUCGCUUAUCAUUCAACACAAUCUUCUGUAUUUAGAAUUUUUUUAUUUACUCACGGAUACGUCUUGUUAUUGUUCUUUUGUUAAUAUAUUUGAGCACUAAUCCUUUGCCUUAUUUUGCAAACUUGUUAGAUUUUUCCAACUAGUGUUAGGCUGAACAUUUUGUAGAUAUGGUUCUAAUAUGAACAGAUAUCUACUUAAGUAACUCAUAAAUAUUUAGUGAAAUCAUUACCGUCAAAAAUGAAUUAUUACAAAACACAGGAUGAGCUUGAAGAAAAGUCUCAAGAGGCUUUGGGCUUGAUGAAUAAUAAGGAUGUAGUAGCUACAAAUAUUGGACCAACUAUUGGAAAGAGGCAUCAACAAGCUCUUAUUCUUUGUAUUUUGCUAACUUGUUGUUUCGUAAUCAGAACAGCAUUAACUGUUGCCAUAGUGGCUAUGACUGAUCCAACAGCCAGCAGCAACAAAGAUAUACCGACCUACAACUGGGAUGACAAAAGCUUAGUGAUGGCCUCGUUUCUAUGGGGCUACUUCAUACCUCAAGUAGCCGCAGGAUACUUCUCUGAUAAAUAUGGCGGUAAAUGGUUCUUGGUUGUAAGUGCCGCGAUCACUGCAACAGCUGGUCUUCUGAUACCUUCAGCAGCUCUAUAUCUUGGCUCCAAAGGAGUUAUGGUUUGUCGAUUUCUACAAGGUCUAUCUCAAGGGUUCUUGUUUCCAUCAUUACACGCAACUUGUGGCAAGUGGAUACCUGUUCCAGAAAGAAGUAGAUUGGGCACUUUUGUUUAUACAGGUGCAACAUUAGGUGUAUGUUCUUCCUUGAUAUUAACUGGAUACAUAUCUUCAUCACGCUAUGGAUGGCCUAUGGUCUUUUAUAGCUUCAACACUAUCGCGUUGAUAGUGGUGGCUCUAUAUGCCUAUAUCGGAACCAACGACCCAAGUAGUCAUCCGACAAUUACCGAAGAGGAGAAGAAUUACAUUAUAAAUAGUUUAAACACUGCGACCGAUAGGCGCAACCUGUCAGUUCCUUGGAAGGAAAUGCUAACCUCUAAGGCACUGAUUGCUGUGCUGAUGACCAAUAUUUGUUGUAAUUUUACUCACUGGCUUUUUAUUUCGGAAACUUCUAUUUAUUUUGACAAAAUUAUGCAUCUUGAGCUGAAGUCCAAUAGCAUUCUGAUCGCCCUUCCUUAUAUAGUGGAAGUGUUUAUCGGAUUUGGGAUCUGUUUCAUAGCAGAUUAUUUGCAUUCAAAGAACAUAAUUUCCAUAACUGCAAUAAGGAAAAUUAUGAAUAAUAUUGCUAUGCUUAUACCAGCAGUUGCCACUUUUCUUCUAACAACCGCCGGUCCUAAUGAUAAAAACUAUGCCAUUUUUUGUAUGAUACUUGUCAACGGCUGCCAAGGAGCUGGGAAAUCAGGUCAUGUUGUAAACCAUAUGGAUCUGGCACCUAAUUUUUCAGGAAUUAUGAUGGGAUUUACUAAUGGACUUUCUGUCGGACUUUCAUCGUUUGCUCCUGUUUUAACACACUUUAUUGUAAGAGAUGAGAACAAUAUUAGUCAGUGGCGAAUUAUUUUCUACGUCACAGUGGGGAUAAAUAUAUUUGGUGGAAUAUACAACACAUUAUUUACGUCGGCUAAAAGACAACCAUGGAAUGAAGGAAAGAAUCGAAAAGAAGAUUUCAGCCAAUCAGAUGCCGUAAUUUAAAAAGUAGUGACACUGCGCAAGUCGUCAACACCUGUAUCAUGUUCAACACCGCACAAGUCGCUCUGUGAUUAUUAUGUUUGUACGUGAGUUUUACUGCUGAAAAGUCUAGUAUCCAAUAAGUUUUUAUAGAAUUAAGAGGUAAGCUAUACAUAUAAUAAAAUAAUGUUUAUUCAUUUACGCGUAUUAAUAUAGACAGAAAUGAUAAUAAAAUAACUUAAGCGGUGUUUACUAACGGUAUUUUUGUUUAACUUAGGCGGUGUUUCAAAAAGUAGUUCUUCUCGUCGCCUGUAAAGUUGGUAAAAAUGACUUAUGCGGUGUUGUAAGCUAAGGGACGAUAUGGUAAUCUUGUGGUAUUAAAAGGAAAUAUGUAUAGAGAAUUACAGAAAAGACUGAUAGAGUGGAAACACGAUUUUUAAAUUUGAGGAACAAAAACAGAAAGAAUAAAAGAAGGAUUUGAGAAACUAUUCAGAAGCUGGAAGAAUUAUUAGAGCUGGAUUUAUUCUUUCUCUAUCUUCUAAAAAAAGCAACGAAAUACAUUCUAAAAUGCAGAGUCUAAAAAAAGACUUUUUAAAAGUAGAUUAAAAUAUCAAACAACUAUACUGGUUUAUAUACAUAUUAGUAUAUUUUGUAAAUAAUUUUUAAUAUUGUGUAUCUUUAUUUUCAGAAACAAUGGAUAAUAUUAAAAUAAAACCAUUGGUAUGAAAAUUGAUGUAUUUAGUUUUAUAUUAAAACUAUAAAAUUAAAAAUUGUUGUUUUUUACAAAA